AUGGAUCAACCAAUAGUAAGCCCGAGAAAUAUCACAGAAGGACAUGACGUAUCUAAUUUGAUUACAUUUCGGUAUUCAACAGAUUAAUAUUGUACACCAAAUAUGAUUAAAUUUCAGUAUUGCCUACUUACAGGAAUGAAGGAAUUAAUAGAAUGAAAUAAACAAUUUUAGAUUCUGAUGAUAGAGCUAUACUGGAAGCAGGGUAAAAUAAUUAGGAAGAAGAACCUUCAAUAAGUUCAUCAGAAUCAGAGUAAAGUGCCAGUAAAAAGGGAUCUGAGACAAUGAAAUUAGGAUCAUAAAGUAAGGUUGAACAUGCUGAAAGAUAGUAUAAAACUGAAGAUUUGUCACCUGUUGAUGGAGGAUGGACUAAUAUAAUAUGGAAGAGGGGUUCGUUGAGAAUAAUGACAUAUGUAGUCAGAUUUGUGAUUUCUAUUCUAAUUAAUUCAGAAAAAUCAAAAUUUUCAUUUAUGAAUAGAAAAUAAUUCACAGCCAUAAAUGAUAUAACAGGUGUUUAUCAAUUUUAUGAAGAGAAUAAAUUAAUAAGAUAGAGAAUAAAAAAGAAAUUUAAAGUAAUCUUAUGUUUUAAAUUAAUAGCAAAUUGUUAAAUCCUAUAUUUAAAAUAAUAUGUGUUAUAAAAUUAUAAGAAAUGGAUUUGAGACAUUUGUUAAUAAAUUUCUUUUUGUAAUAGAUCCAUCAAGUACAAUUAAAAUAUUAUGGGAUUUUUUUAUGUUAUUUGUUUUAUCAUGGUAGAUGCUUUUUGUUCCUUUAAAAAUUUGUUUUUUUAUUUAAAUAAAGGAUCCAAUUUUGAAUUUUAUUUUGAAUUAUUUACCUGUUUAUGUAUAUUUAAUGGAGAUUGUAUUAACAUUUUUAACAGGUUAUUAUGAACAUGGAGUUUUAAUUAUGGAUUAAAAAUAAGUAGCAAAACAUUAUUUCAAGAAAUCAUUUUUUUAUGAUUUAUUAAAUGUAUUACCAUUAUUAGUAAGUGCAUAUUAUGUAUAAUCUAAUUGGUUAGAAUUCUCAGUUUUAAUUAAAAUAAAGACAUUGAAAUUUUUAUCAGAUUAAUUAGAAGAAGUAUUUGGAUUAAGAACAAAUUAUUAAACUUUAAUAGAUGUUUUAAGAUUGAUGAUAUAAUUUAUAUUUUUGUCUCAUCUUUUUGGUUGUUUUUGGCAUUAUCUUGGAAUUCUGUAAGGAGAUUAUGGGUAAAAUGUACAUGAAUAACUUAUAGAAUGACAAAUACUUGGAUAAAUGCAUUUGGGUUGGAAAAUGAGAGUUGGCAGAUUAGAUAUAUCAAUUCUAUUUAUUGGAGUUCAAUAACAACAUUGACAAUUGGAUAUGGUGAUAUUACUCCUUAAAGUAGUGUUGAGAAGAUAUUCACAGUUGGAGUAGCUGUAUUUAGUAGUGUUGUAUUUGCAUAUACAAUUUCAAGUAUAGGGUAAAUAUUCAGUUAAUUAAAUGAAAAUAAAAAGAAUUAAAGAUAUAAAAUGAAUUUGAUUUAAUAAUUUAUAGGUUAAAGAGGAGUUAAUAAAUAAUUACAGAAUAAAGUUAAAAAAUUCUAUGAAUAUUUUAUUUAAAUAGAUCAUUCUUAAGAUAGUGAAUGUGAAUUAUUACUUAAUUAAUUGGAACCUUCUUUAAAAAAUGAAUUGAAAAUAGAUAUCUAUAAAAAAUACAUUAUGAAAUCCAAACUCUUUAAAUCUACAUUCUCACCAGAGUAUAUAUUAUUUAUUAUAUAUAUUUAGAUUUUUAGAUUCACUAUGUUAAUUGGUUUAAGAAAGACAAUAUACACCAGAUGAAUAGAUUUGUGCAGCUGAUACAGAAGUUGAAGAAUUAUGUUUUGUUUUAAAAGGUGAAAUUUCUUUGUAAAUUUAAUUGAAUAAUUGUAAUUAAACAAUAACAUACAUUAUGUAGAAUCUGGUAAAACACAUUAAGUUAGUCUCAUUAAAAAAAAUCAUAUCUUAGGAGAAAGAUUCUUUAUUACUGGUGAUAGAUUACCUUAUGCAGGAAUAGCAAUUACAGCAGUCAGAGUUGCCUUUAUUAAUAAAACUUCAUUUUUCAACUUAUUGAAAUAAUAUCCCUAAGAAUUUGAGAGAUAUUUGGAAGCAAAAAAUAAGGUUAUCUUAAAAGAGAGAGUUAAAGUUUAGGGAUGUGAACUAUGUUAUUAAAAUCAUUAAGUUUUAUAAUGUCCUUUUGUUUUUUAUUACCCAAAUGUUAGAGUCAUUGUUAAAAGAUAAGAAAAUAUCACCCAGAAACGAUAAUUUAAAUAAAGAUCCUAUAUAAAAAGUCAUGUAAAUAUAUAUAUAUAUAUAUAAUUUUUAGAAAUCACUAUAAGAUAGAGGUGGAAUUUAAUAUUAAUUGAUUUCUUAUGCAUUGGAUUCAAAUUUGAUGCGUGAAGAAUCACUUGAUGAAUCAUUAAUUAAAAAUAUGGAUUUAUAGUUUAUAGAGCCUACAAAAAAAUAAUUUAAUAAAAUUCAUACUGAUACUUCUGCUGAUUUAUAAUAAUAAGAUUAGCCUUAUCCUUUUUAAAAUUAAACACCUUUACGUCCUAGUUAAGAAUAAAUUAGUGAAGAUAGUGAAAUUGGUACUAGCAAAACAAAUAAGACUUCAAAUAAUGGAUUAUAAAAAUUAAUAACAAUAAGAUAAAUAUCUUAAUAAAGUUAAAAUUAAUAAAUUUAAUAAAAAAAAGUAGAAAAAUUUAAAUAAAAGAGUUUUAAAGUUAAAAAGAAUGAAUUUAAACCUCCUGAGAUAGUUGAAUUAUAAAAGAUUGAAGAAAUUCAGUCUUUUGAAUCCCCUAUGUGUUCAGGUCAAAAGACAAAUUAAUAAUCUAUUUUUUUUAAUCUAAAUGAAAAUCUAAUAACAAAAGAAUUAGAAAUUAAGAGAAUUUUAUGGGAAGAAUAUGUAUAAACUUAAAUAAUAGAAGAUAAAGAAAGAUUUGAUUAAUAAAAGGAUUAUUAAUUCUUUUAUCCAAAUUGUAAUUUAGAGAGAAUUUUAGAAUAGAUUAAUAUAAAAGUUAAUGAGAGAAAAAAGAAAUCAUAAAAAUCAAGAUUGACAACUCUAGGUAAGAAUAGAUUGGGUUAAUUAUAAAAUAUAUCUGUCAGACCUAGAAAAAGUAUGAUUACAAUUGAAUAAGCAUUUUCUUAAGAAGAUGAAAGAUAAAAAAGUUUAAAACUAUGAU
Paramecium pentaurelia is the source of this 3169-nucleotide messenger RNA. The record is from the annotation of a GenBank genome assembly. Lineage: Eukaryota; Ciliophora; Oligohymenophorea; Peniculida; Parameciidae.